AACUGGCUGGAUCUUGAGGACGGAGUGCGUCAAAGUGAGCGCGCGUAUCCAACAAGUGGAUGCAUGAAUUUGCCCGCACCAGACCAACCCUGGGACUAAAAACACAAAUAUUCAGUGGAUUGAUAACCUACUAUUUUUGUAUCAGUUGCUCAGUUUACAACUGAGACAAACAAGCUGCAGCAAUUAGCUCUGCCUCAGAUGUGAAGCUUGUCUGGGUUGAUGGUGAUGCACGUAUGUGCGCAUUGUCUCGGUCUGAGGUAGUUUUCUAUCUAAUUGACAUUGUGUAUUAAUCAGGAAAUUGUUUUAAAAGCAAAUAGAAAACUGCAAUGAGGUAAGAUAUCCCCCACAUUUUCAUGCUCUUCGCUCAUUGACCAAAAGCAAGAUUUCGGCGGACACGCUGCGGAAUCCACCGUUUCCCACCUCACCCCUUUCCCCCCAUCCAUGGACUCGCUUCUCCAUUCCCUCGGCGACCGUGGGGGGAAGUUGGGAUCCUCUCUGUAGAUAUUCCUGUAUGACGAGGGCGCAGGUGGUAGCCAAAGGUCGCAGCCAUGCCGAUGCAUCCAGUCACCUCCACGUUGAUGUACCGGGGAAUCUGCACCAUCCCUGACAUCCUCUCAUACAGCGCCCCGGUGAACCUGCCCGAAGACGAAGUUGAAGAGAUCCGUGAGGCCUUUAAAGUUUUUGACCGCGAUGGGAACGGGUUCAUUUCAAAGCAGGAGUUGGGAAUGGCCAUGCGCUCACUGGGCUACAUGCCAAAUGAGGUGGAGCUGGAAGUCAUUAUCCAGAGACUGGACAUGGAUGGCGAUGGCCAGGUGGACUUUGAGGAGUUUGUCACUCUUCUGGGCCCAAAGCUGACGGCAGCUGGGAUGCCAGAUAAGUUCAACGGCACUGACUUUGACUCCGUUUUUUGGAAGUGUGACAUGCAGAAGUUGACGGUGGAGGAGCUGAAGAGGCUUCUGUACGACACCUUCUGCGAUCACCUUUCCAUGAAAGACAUCGAGAACAUCAUCAUGACUGAGGAGAACCACAUAGAGAACCCUGAGGACUGCCAGGUGGAUAUAGACAGUUCCAGCCCGACGCAGCAAGUCAAGCAAACCUGCGUGCGCAAGAGCCUGAUAUGCGCCUUCGCCAUUGCUUUCAUCAUCAGUGUAAUGCUCAUCGCAGCCAAUCAGGUGCUGCGGAGUGGCAUGAAAUAGGAGUUGCGGCAUUUUCAGCCUUGACCACCACCCAAAGGCUGCCUUACAGAUAAAUGACUGUGGAGAUUAAGCUCAAAAAAACAACAACAAAUACAACAGACAAUCACACAGCUGUAAAACAGGCCGACAUAUGACUGCUGAAUAAUUGACAUCACCAAGGACAUGUGCAGGAAUUUGUCUUGGUGACAGAGAAAUGACAACAACUUGCAGAGUUUCAAGGACAACAGGACCUCACAAACAAAGAGGCAGAGUGUUUAAAUUGGACAGCUGACUAUACAUAUCACUCUCCAUAAUACAACAUUUAGUAUUCAUUAGCUAUGUGCAUUUGAGCAGUGUUGCAUUCAAUAUGGUGGCAGCUAUAGAAAGAAGUGUAGUGACUGUCCAGUUUUGUAUUUGUCCAGUGUACCAUGCGGUUAUUAUAAACAAGUAGAAAGAAAUCUGUGAAAUAUUGUUAGGGACAUUGGAGGAAAUGUAUUCCUUAAGAUGGAAGGUGUUGUCAUGUUCAAGGUCAGGAGUGCACAGUGUUGUGGAGUUUGCAACAUUGUUGAAGAACCACUUGGGAAUAACAAUAGCUUGGUAAGAAAUGGAGGUAAUAGGAGGGGUUUGCAGGGAGGUGCAUGUGAUUGUAUGGAUGGUUUCACUCAUUCAUAGUCUGUGGGGACUCAGUAUGAGAAAGAUGGAGUAGGGUGAAGCAGGUUAACGGCUCUUGGGAGGAAGAUGUUUAGAUCUGAAUGGACAGGUAACUGGCUGGAAAGUGGCUGGACAUGCAGUAAACACUCGACUCUUUCUGUCUCCACAGCGGGGCUUUGCAGGCCUCAGAGGAUGACCAUCAUCUAUGCAUGAAAUGCAUGGAUUUAAACAGUUGUCUUGACACAUUUGUAAAAGUUCUUAUCAAUGUAUUAAUCAUUAUGACUGUGUAACAGAACUGUUUCCAAUUACUAAAUGACAACUGUGAGCAAUUGUGUGUGGUGCGAGGUAUCAGCAAUCACAACAAAAGUAAAGCAUACAACUGCAUGAAAAAGAAGGGCUGCUUUAGUACACGCUCGUAAAAAUUAUUUCCGGGGUUUCUGAGCUAUGGACCUUUUGCCUCACCGGGCACCUGAUGAUCAUCUCUCACUGCCACCGCAUAGCGAACAACUUCAAGAUAUGUGCCACUCAACCAUUUAAAGAAUAUGCAUCAAAACUGAUCUGGUUGGUAG
Thunnus maccoyii (southern bluefin tuna) is the source of this 2395-nucleotide messenger RNA. It is a transcript of the gene cabp7a, whose product is annotated as calcium-binding protein 7. Gene Ontology annotation, molecular function: calcium ion binding. The record is from RefSeq and is a predicted model, not a curated record. The coding region runs from base 549 to 1196 and encodes 215 amino acids. The transcript has 5 exons. NCBI's taxonomy places the organism in Eukaryota, Metazoa, Chordata, Actinopteri, Scombriformes, Scombridae.